Wickerhamiella sorbophila is the source of this 1386-nucleotide messenger RNA. Its product is annotated as Protein PNS1. The record is from RefSeq and is a predicted model, not a curated record. NCBI's taxonomy places the organism in Eukaryota, Fungi, Ascomycota, Dipodascomycetes, Dipodascales, Trichomonascaceae. The transcript has a single exon. Gene Ontology annotation, biological process: transmembrane transport. Bases 1 to 1386 code for a protein of 461 amino acids. Gene Ontology annotation, molecular function: transmembrane transporter activity. Gene Ontology annotation, cellular component: plasma membrane.
AUGUCUACGGAAACUAAGAAUACCGAAGAUGAGCCAAAAGUAACACAGGAAGCUGAUACACCGGUCCAGGAUUAUCAGGCUGCUUGGACAGAUGUGCUCUGGGUGCCUGUAACCUUUGCAAUCUUUGUGGGGUACAUGGUGAUCUGCUCAGUUGACCUGAACGACUAUGUCAAAACAGGUUGUUUCAAACACGACAAGCUUGAAAAUGUGGUGCGGUUGUUUGAUAUGAAUUGCUUUUUUGUUUUAAUCGCUGGAGCUGUUGCUGCUGUUAUUUUUUCUUUGAUAUACUAUCUGCUCGCAUGCUUUGUGACACCACAGUUCGUUCUUGUAACAAUGGUGCUACAACUGGGGUUCUCUUUAUCAAAAGCAGUAUACGCAAUUAUCAUGGGACAAUGGCUAUCGCUUGGAUCCAGUUUAGUAUGGAUAGUAUUCAGCACUAUAGUGUACUGGUGUGUUCGAAGACACAUUAGCAGGGCAACGGAAAUGCUGAGGAUAGUGAUGACAGUGGCCAAAAGCAACCCAUCCAUUGUCAUUGUGUCUGCUCUUGGAGCAGUACUAUCUACAGCUUAUGCGCUGCUGACCGGUAUGGCACUCAUGGCCUCGUACGCCAAGGCCGAUUCCCCGGACUGCUCGAUUCAAGAACGACAGCGGACCCAGCCAGAGCUGGUUGGAUCUUUGAUCUGGGUCUCGUUCUCCAACUCGUUAUUUUUGGGUCUGAUCAAGGUGGUUGUUCGAACAGCCAUUGGGUCCGUAUACGGCUGGUACAUAUAUCAACAAAAUCCACCUCGUUUCCCGGUUGUUGGGGGAAUAUUAAGAUCUCUAACAUACUCGUUUGGAUCAUUAUGCUUUGCUUCAAUUCUUCUUGCCAUAGGAAUGUUAGUGGCAAAUAUAAUGGCUUCGUUGGCGGAGCUUUUCAUGGGUACGGGGUCCGAUCUGUCUUUAAUUAUGCUCACGAUAUCUUUGAGCCACGGAAUUACCAUUGCUGAUUGGAUUCUAGGACACUUCCACAAUCUGGUCUUGACUCACGUCGCCCUUUACAACGACAGUUAUUUGACUGGUGUGCAAAAAACCAUUGCGUUAAUCAAAAAAAGACCAUAUCCUGCACUGUUGAAUGAGUGCUUGGCUGGAGGUAUCCUGACAUUUGGCUCCUGGUGUAUAGGCAUGAGUGCCACUUUUGUUUGUUACAUUUAUUUGCGCCAUAUUAUUCCGUAUCCUGUUGAGGGGAUACCGUUUAUAUUGUCCUAUGUUCUUGGACUGGGAAUAGAAGUCGGCGGUGUCUUUACCGCACCAAUAGCUAGUGGUGUUCACGCAAUCUUCGUGGCCAUGUCUCAUGACGAGGUUUCUUUGGAUGCUGACGAGCUGAAUAGUAGAGAAGAUCAUCUAUAA